CAUGAAAGAAAAAAUUGGAAAAUCUAGUCUUAAGAAUUUCUAUAAACGAAUUUAUCGGGGGAAUAUCUUGUGUUUAAGUUAUUAAUUAGUUAUUAAUUAAUAUUUCAAUCGCUGAAGAUUAUUCAUCAGGAAUUUUCCACGGAUGUCACUCGUUUUAUUGAAUAAUAUUUUGAAGAUUAAUCCACAAGUGAGAAGAUUGAUAGGAAAAUUGAUAAGAAUAAAUCUAGAUCCGCAAUCAAUAAAAAGCCCACGUAAAUUGAAAACUUUCACAGAACUUCACACAGAUAAAAUUUACAAAGCAAAAGAUUUUUCAUUGCCAAAAAUAAUUCAACAAUAAUAAUAAAAAGCCAUAAAUUCCCUUUGUUUAAAAUUCUUAAAACUCGAGUGAUGAAUAAACCGAAUUUUUCUAGGAGUAACUCCAGAUUUUUUAUCAAAAAAUGAAUUAAUUCACAAUUAUCCUCCAAAAAUCCAGAAAAAUGUCAUGACUUCACCACUGGAUGAGUCGAAAGCGUUUGUAAUUGCCUCGUAUUACACUCCAAUUAAAAUCCCGAGUCAUGAGGGCAGAAAAAAGUAAACACGCGCGUUUGACAAUAGAUUAGAUACAGAGGAAUUAUCAUGGGCUCGUUAAAAAAUUGUUUGGAAUGCACACAGUUCAUUGCCAAUGCAAAAUGCAAACUAGAACAUGUUGAUCCGCAAUAUGGGACAAGCCCCAAUGAAACACCCACUAUUUCCAGUAAAUAUUAGCUUUAGACACCACUGAGAUGAGAUCAGUAUAUAUAAUGGCUUUUGGUUCUGCUCGGCUCCUCUUGUUCUCAGUUUAUUAUCAGUUUUAGUGGAGUACUCACUGGAGAUGGCACGCGCGUAUUUUUUCGAUUUCUUAUCAUAAACCGCUUUAUCGUUGUCAAGAACUAUUUUUUUAUUGAGCAAUAGCGCAUUUUUGUUUAGAUGUCUUCUAGUUUCAAGAUAGUACAUAGUGAAGUCCGGAAUUAUGUUGAAACUGGGGCAUUUAUCACGGACACUACAUCGUACAGACUCCAUGGUGUCGCUCUGCUACCGAUCCCUCGCCACCUACAUCGCUGAAGACAAUCUCCAAGGUCUUCAAGGAUUCCUUGAAGUCAAAAGAAUUGCCAUUGACGAUCGUGAUGAGAAUGCCAGUACAGCCCUCAUAUACGCCUCCUCUAAAGGAAAGAUUCAAUUUGUUCGCGAGCUCAUCAAUCAUGGCGCCGACGUCAACGCUGAAGAUGCAGACAAUUGGACAGCACUCCUCUGUGCCUCGAAGGAGGGACACACGGAUGUAUGUCUGGAGCUGCUGGAUCAUGGGGGAGAUCUGGAGCACAGAGACAUGGGUGGAUGGACAGCCCUGAUGUGGGCAACCUACAAAGGAAGACUCGUUACCGUCAAGUUCCUGUUGUCACGAGGUGCUGAUGUCCACGCCCAUGGCAACUACCACAUCUCCUCAUUACUCUGGGCAUCAGGAAGAGGCUACACGGACAUCGUCAGAGAACUGAUAGCUUACGGUGCGAAGGUCAACGUUGGAGACAAAUAUGGAACGACAGCGUUAGUGUGGGCAUCACGCAAGGGCAAUCUUGAAAUCGUCGAUGUACUGCUGAAGGCUGGGGCUAACGUCGACACCGCAGGCAUGUACUCCUGGACAGCUCUGAUUGUUGCAGCUCUUGGGAAUCAUGUCGAUGCGGUGAUGCUUCUGCUGGAACACAAGCCAAACGUCAAUGCUCUCGACAAAGAUGGUAACACAGCAUUGGCGAUAGCUUCUCGUGAAGGUUAUCACGAAAUCGUCAGUGCUCUUCUAAAUGCCGGGGCCUACAUCAACAUUCAGGAUCGAAAUGGUGAUACGAAUCUCAUCCACGCGGUGAAGGGCGGCCACCGGAGUGUCGUUGAAGCUUUACUGAAGAAAUAUGUUGACGUCGAUGUAGCUGGGAAGGACAAGAAGACCGCGACGUACAUUGCAGUGGAAAAGGGCAACGUACCAAUUCUCAAAAUGCUGUUGAAUGCCAAUCCUGAUCUUGAGAUUGCCACGAAGGACGGCGACACUCCAUUGCUAAGAGCUGUGAGAUCUCGAAAUGCCGAAAUCGUGCAGCUGCUGUUGGACAAGAAAGCGAAGGUUUCUGCAACCGAUAAGAAAGGUGAUAGUGUCCUUCAUAUUGCCAUGCGUGCGCGGUCAAAAGCUAUCGUUGAGAUUCUUCUCCGAAAUCCGAAGAACAGCCAACUCUUGUAUCGACCAAAUCGCCAGGGCGAAACGCCUUACAACAUCGAUAUAAAGCACCCGAAGACGAUAUUAGGUCAGAUAUUUGGGGCUAGGCGAUUGAAUACUAAUGAAGACAAUGAGAACAUGCUGGGGUAUGAUCUCUAUAGUAGUGCACUAGCUGAUAUUCUCAGUGAGCCAUCGCUCUCGACACCGAUUACGGUCGGUCUUUACGCUAAAUGGGGAUCUGGAAAAUCAUUUCUACUGAACAAACUGAGAGAGGAGAUGAAAAAUUUUGCGAGACAGUGGAUCGAUCCGACGUUUCAAUUCUCAUCUCUGCUAUUUUGUUCCGCAAUUCACGUGUCUUUGUUCCUGGGAGUGAUGAUGGGGCUUGCACUCCAGUCGUGGAUCGUAGGUGUUUCCCUCGGUGGUACUGUUUUCUGCACUGUCUACAUCUGCCUGAUCCUCGUGUGGUAUGCCAACAAGAAAUACGACUGGUACUGGCCGUACAACUUCACCGUAGCCCUGACCAAAAAACUUAAUUCCUUCAAGCUUCUGUUGCAGAUUAUAUUCUGUCACCCACCGGGUGGGAGAAUCAAUACCGAUCCUUCAGAGAUAACAACCACCAUUCAGCCGAUAAAAUUCUACUUCACAGAUCAGACGAGAGUUGGUACGACAACAGCGGGGGAGAAUGCUGUUGUUCAGAUGGUCGGCUCGCUUUACGAUUCAAUAGAAAAUGACUUUGGAUCUCUCGCCACGAGAUUGUACCGUGCAUUUCGGCCGAAACCUGUGAAGUCGACGACGACCUGGACGUGGAGGCACCUCUGCUGUCUCCCCUACAUCGUCAUAUUCGAGUUCUGCUUCCUGAGUUUGCUCAUCGGCAUCUCGACUCUGACAAUUUACUUACUGGAUACAUCCAACAAAAUACCACCCAUUCUGACCAUCAACGUGACUUCAUCUCAGAACGAAUCACUACAUCUCAACCCUAAACCACCAGAAGAACCCAUCAUAGAUCCCGUUACAGCGUACAUCAUAAUGGGAACUGUUGGUCUCAUCCUAGCCUUCAGUAUAAUCGCUAAUCUCUACACCUGGAGCAGAAUCUUCCAUUCGUUACUGUUCUCACAAAGACGUCAUCUCCAUCGAACAAUAGCCAAACUGGAUUCCUUGAAGAGCGAAGGCUUCAUCCAAACACUGAGAUCUGAAGUCCAUCUAAUGACUGAAAUGGUCAAGUGCUUGGACAGCUUCACAGCUCAGCAGAGUAGAUUAGUUUUAAUCGUCGACGGACUAGAUAGCUGCGAACAGGACAAAGUCCUGCUUGUUCUCGACGCAAUGCAGGCCCUCUUCAGCGACAACAACUGCCCCUUCCUCGUCAUCCUGGCGAUAGAUCCCCACAUAAUAGCUAAAGCUGUGGAGCUGAAUAGCCGUAGAAUCUUCGCCGAGUCGAACAUCGGAGGUCAUGAUUACCUCCGCAACAUGGUCCACCUUCCCUUUUACCUUCAGAACAGUGGCUUGAGGAAAGUCAAGGUUGCCCAGCAGACUGCUCAAUUCAUGAGUAAAAAGACUGGUGGCUCUUGGAAUUAUGAAUCUGCAUGUGGCGAUGAUAAUUACGCAACCACCAGCGCAACGAUACAGCAUUCAAUCUCCAACAGAAGAUUGAGCACUGAAUCUAGUGUAAUUAUGAACAGCAACGAGAAGCUCAAACCGCCCAGUAGAAAAGGCAGCCGAAAGAUGCGUUUGAGUGAGUCAAUCGCUUCUAGUAUUGGCAGCAAUUUGAAUCGUUUGGGAGGUGCGCAAGAUCUCAACAAGAUGCUUUUGACUGAUGAUUACUUUAGUGAUGUCAAUCCCAGGAGCAUGCGACGUCUCAUGAAUGUUGUUUAUGUCACUGGGAGGCUUUUGAAGGCAUUCCAAAUUGAUUUCAAUUGGUAUCACCUUGCCAGCUGGAUCAAUAUCACUGAGCAGUGGCCCUUCCGAACCUCCUGGCUUAUAUUGUUCUACGAUAUGUAUGAAGAGAGCUACGAUGACUCGACAUCCCUGAAAACUCUGUAUGAUAAAGUCCGGCCUCAGAUACCGGUGCUCAAGGAUGCACAGCCUCUCUUGGAGAUGGACCGGGACGAGAGGAAGCUUGAUGUCUUUUUGACGUUUCAUCGGUCAAGUCUGCUUGUCAGCGAUAUGAAGAUCUUUCUACCGUUCACUAUCAAUCUCGAUCCGUACAUCAAGAAGAAGAUUAAGGAGGAGCAGCAGGGCAUCGAGGAAGAUCCUCUUCAUCAGAAUAUUUUGAUUAACAAUGGGGGACUGCUGUUGAAUAAUCCGUGGCAGGGGAAUCCCGGCUCGGGGACUCUCUCCAAUCGACAAGGGAAGAUCAAUAGAAAUCAUAAUCUCAAUUCUGGGAUCUUGCAUCCGAGUAUACCGAAUAUUCCUAGUCAUCCUGGGCUCAAUCCUUGGCCCAUUAUGCCACCGAUUUAUGGGUGGAUGCAGGGGUAUCAGCAGAAAGUCUCAUCGGCAGCUAGUGCAUUGCCAUCGGAAGUGAUGGAUGUCAGGCUGUCUAGGGCGUCAGUUCAGGAAAUUUGCAAUCUUCUGGGGAAAAUUGAGGAACUCAAUACUGGAAAUGUGGAGAAGUAUAGAAGUAUUAUUAGGGAGAAUAAUGUUAAUGGGAAAGUCUUGCUGCAUUGCGAUUUGGCUGAGUUGAAAGAGGUACUAAAAAUGUCCUUCGGUGACUGGGAACUAUUUCGAAUGGUCGUGACAACAUUACGAGACCACGAAAUUAAAAUACUCAGUCAAGAUGAUGGUUCUCGUAGUGUUCGAUUCACUGUUGGUACAGAGCACGGUGGCCACAAGGAUCAGAGGAUGGAGUCGCACAGCAAUCAUCAGCGUGUCUCCAUUCAUGUUGAUAAGGAAAAAUCCACGAGCAGAACUGAUGGCCCAUCGAGGCGUGAUCAGGUGAAGCAUUCCGUUAUGGAGAAACAGUUUCAGGUAACACUGGAAGAGCAGAUGAUCUGUGGGGCUCUUCAGACUCUGAAUGAAGAAGCUUGUGAGGAUGUUUUAGAUGUACCAUCUCCGUCUGCUGUUCAGCCAGACUCACUAGCAGGAGCGGAUCGUCCUCGAUCCCUGAGCAUCACGAGAGCUCCAGACACCGAUUACGUUCUCCUCCAGCCAUCGCCAAUAUUCCACUGGGCUCCAGUUCCAGAUGAUCCUGACAGCUCUGACGAAAGCUCGCAGGAUUCCCUGGUGCACCUGCAUCGAACAAAUUCCCAGAGGAGUGUUACCUCUCAAAUCAGCCUUGACCCCGAGGCUUCAGAUCGCAAGACACGAGGGAAAAGCCGUCCCAACUCCAUCCUGAUAUCACCUCCAUCAUCUCCAAGGUCCUCCCCCCGACCGAGACCCAGUGACGAUCACCCAUCAGUUAAGAUAACUAAAAACACAAUUUGCAGUAACAGUAGUAAUUCCUUGAGGUCGUUGAGGCCCUCGAUGUCGAGGAUUGACGAGAGUGUUGACAGAAUUGAAAUAAAUGUCACGGUACCAUCGCCUGAGAGUCCCCUGGAUGAACUGGAGAAUAUCGUUAUUGAUGAUUCUAAUCAGAAUGACCAGAGCGAUGAUGAGUCGACUCCUCUGGUCUCUCAGGUCUCGUCACCAGUUUGUGUUCAGAUCACGAGCUCUGGGAGUAAUCGAAAUGGGGAUAAUGGCCAGAGCUUAGUUAAUGACUGCAGUGAUGAGGCUGUUAGUCUUGUUAUUCGAGAGACUCUUGAUGGAAAACUGUCGCGACAAAACGCCGAGGGCUGGGAUAGCCCAGAGACUCCAGUAUAAUUUUUCCCCAGGGCCUGUGAAAUUGUGUUAGUAAAUGUUAUCAGUUUACAUUUAGAUUAAGACGUAUUUAUGUCUUCAGUGAGAAUGUUUUGGAUUGUUUCCAUUUUUUUUGUAAAUGAUUAUGUGCAGAGCGGAUUGAAUAAUUUUGUUGGGCUCGCGGGAGGAAAAUUCAGGAAACUUCAGAAAAAUUCAGGACAGUUUCCGUUUUCUGUGGGGCUUACAGAUAUUUCAUUGAAAUAUUUAUGAAUGACGAUUUAUUUUUUAGGGUCUUACAGAGAUCGGAGCGAAUUCUAUCAUAAAUAAAACAGAUUUAAAAUAAAAAAUCGAACCUGUCGAGGUGAUAAGACCUUUUUUCAUUAGAAAAAUGGAAGAAUUUGGGUUUCGAACGAUAACUUUAUCUUUUUCCACGUAAAGUAUUUAUGAUAAAGAUAAAUGUAUAGACUUUUCCGGUUAAUUCUACAGUUUUAUUUUCUUUCUUGUCCAACAAUUGUGUAUUCACGUGAUAAUGAACGGCCUAAUUUCGAAUUCAUUUCCAGAAUGCGUGAAAGAGUGAAAAGAUACUUCAGUUACUUCAGUUAUAUUUUUUGAUUAAUGAGAAUGCAUGGGAUAGAAUGGAUUUUAAAAAUAUUCAGAAUUGAAAGGAAAAAAUCUAAAUUUUCCUUUCGGAAUUGAAAAUUGAAAGAAUCUAUUUGACUCUGGAUUUUUCUCCGUGCGUUGACCCUCGAUCUCUCCUAGAUAAUUACAUCUCAAUGAGAUGUUAACGUACAAAACAAAAAUGGCACAGCUCAAGAAUUAAAAUUGUAAUAAUUAUGAACUCAGUGAUGAAUUAGAAUAAACAGGUGUCAGUCAGUGGUCAAUGCUCAAUUUUUCCAUAAUAAAUUUCUCAAAAAAAAAAACCGUCAUGUCAACAU
Messenger RNA from Fopius arisanus, 6912 nucleotides. RefSeq names its product Ankyrin repeat-rich membrane spanning (gene Arms). Lineage: Eukaryota; Metazoa; Arthropoda; Insecta; Hymenoptera; Braconidae. The transcript has 6 exons. The record is from RefSeq and is a predicted model, not a curated record. The coding region runs from base 989 to 6001 and encodes 1670 amino acids. Gene Ontology annotation, molecular function: protein kinase regulator activity; PDZ domain binding.